AUGUUUUCUUCAAACCUUUUUCCACAGAUUUUACCAUCUUUCCAGGUUUCCUCUUCUUUUAUUGGUCUAAAUGGCACUGAUUUUUUUCUUCACCACCCCCACGAUCUGGUUUCUGGGCACCAUAUCGUGGACAAUGCUCCCGUGGUACCUGCAACUAUCGACCUGCCUGUGCCUGUUUCAAACAAGACCACAUUAACUAAUUGUCAAGAUUUUGACAGGCUAAAUGGAUUUCCAAGGAAGCAAACAGUUAAAAAGGAUAGGCAUAGCAAAAUAUUUACAGCUCAAGGUCCAAGGGAUCGAAGAGUGAGGCUUUCCAUCGGUAUUGCACCUAUUGAAGAGCUGCAGGUUAAGUUAAACCAUGGAGAAGGCGAGGGAGUUUUAGCAGAUAGUACUGAAGAUGCUGAAAAUGGGGAAUCAUUGAGGAUGGAUUCUAAGAGGAAAUCAUUGAUGGACGAUAAACAGGCUGCAAUAUAUCUUGCAAGAGAGUUGAGGGCGAAGGCAAGAGCAAGAGCAAGGGAAAGAACGAGAGAAAAAAUGUCAAUCGCAUGGCUCAAUGAAGCCAAGAAACUUUCUAAUUUGAGCCCCUCCAUUCAAAAUCAAACAAGGCCUUGGAAUGAGAUUGAAAUUAGUAAGAUAUCAGAUAAUUCUAAUAGUCACAACAUUUCCUGCUUGAAGGUGGCUGUUGAUGAAUUAGCAGCUAAGAAUAUGAUUGAGGAAUCCAUUGUGAUCAAAAGAAAGUUAAAGCCUUCUUCUGUUUUUGGCUUCCAAGAAAACUUUAUUAUUGUGAAAGAUUCGAAUUCAAACUGCAAUUUUUCACCAAAUGCUACUGAAAAUUGGGAUUUCAGCUCACAGUCAAGCUUAUGUGCCAUUUUUGAUCAGCAUAAGUUCAUUAAACGCACUUCGAACAUGUAG
Molecule: messenger RNA, 912 nt
Organism: Fraxinus pennsylvanica
Lineage: Eukaryota; Viridiplantae; Streptophyta; Magnoliopsida; Lamiales; Oleaceae
Source: the annotation of a GenBank genome assembly